This is a messenger RNA of Plodia interpunctella (Indianmeal moth), 2452 nucleotides long. Its product is annotated as sec1 family domain-containing protein 2-like. Gene Ontology annotation, biological process: vesicle-mediated transport; intracellular protein transport. Bases 181 to 2127 code for a protein of 648 amino acids. The record is from RefSeq and is a predicted model, not a curated record. The transcript is spliced from 10 exons. Lineage: Eukaryota; Metazoa; Arthropoda; Insecta; Lepidoptera; Pyralidae.
CUUUCCGGCAAAAACUAAAAAAAUACCUACAUUUGUACCUACACUUACAAGUAUUUUACUUCGAUUUUCAGCAAUUUUUUGCUUGCGUUUUAAUUAAACGGAUGUAAAAAUAUUUAAUAAUUCCAAUGAUGUAAUCGUGCAUUUUCUUGACUACAUAAAUACUUAUUUGAAAACUUCAUAAUGUCGACUUCCGUGAGAGAUUUCAGCAAAGCCUGGUGGUCCGAAGUAUACAACAGGAUCAUCGGAGCUGCAGUGUUCCUGGACGACGCCAGUGCUGAAUGCUUGCACUGGGACGGUGGGCUUUUCAACCUUCUAUUAGGAGGUGCUGUCUCUGUCAAAACGUUGUCGCCUUUUGAGACUUCCAAAAAGGAGCACAAGAAAGCAGUUUUCAUCACACAAGCCACAUCUACCCAAUUACAAACGGUGUGUGAAAUUAUCCGCAAUAGUAACUUCAUUCAUUGCAUCCUCAUUUCAUGUGUGAGUCUGGAUGUGGUGUAUUUGGAGCUCAAUGAGGGCAAAGAUGUGAGCGACAUUGUGGCAGCAGGUCGGGCUCCGGCUGAGGCGACAAAACUGUUGGAGGGAAUGUUGCAGGAUGCCAUUGGGAAAACACAAUGUAUGACAGAAGUCGUGCACAUACCAAUAUUCACUAUAUCACCAACAAAUGUGGUAUUCUUAACUCCACCAUAUCAGAAAUUGUACCCGCUUUUUGAUGGGAAACUGAUGCCGGAGUCAACAUCCAUGGACUUGUAUACUUUGUCAAGCAAUGAGAGGUCCCAAGUGAGGAGACUUGCUUCGGGCAUCAACAGCAUGUUUGAUUCCAUGAAUUUGAAAGAGGAUAUAUUCUAUAUGGGAGCGUUUAGUUCCUUGGUAGCUGGAGUGUUGGAGAAUUCUCCAGUAUGCUUGGCAAGAAGAAAGAACUGUUCAAGUCCAGCGUCACUUAUCAUUAUCGACCGCACCCUAGAUCUAUGUGGAGUCACAAGUCAUACAAUGGAGUCAGUUCUAGAUAAAGUCAUGGCGGUGCUGCCGAGGUUCCCGGGACAUUCAAAUGAAGUAGCUGUGGACAUGUCAGCACUUUGUCAAGCUAAUGUCAUAAACAUAUCAGAGGACUUACAACUAGGACCCGGGUGUUUAUUCCACGCUGACGACGAAGGCUGCGUCCAAACCUUCGAGCACAUGAUCAACAAGUCGCAGAAGGAAGUCAUGUUCGACUUGUACAACAAACUGUCCAAGAUUGAUGUGCAGAAGUCGCCCAGUCCCAAGACUUUGAUGAAAGUCACCCCGCAGAGUGUGGAAAAAAUUGUCAAUGCUUCGAAAGGCAACUACGAAGUGAUAUCCCGCCACAGCGGGGUGCUGCAGCAGGCGGCGGCGGUGGUGCACACGCUGAAGUCCCCGCGGCGCUCGCAGAUAGAGCUGCUGAUGAGCCUGGAGCGGCAGGUGCAGCAGAGCCUCGCCGCCUCCGGGGACUCCACCAGUGUCCUGCACCAGAUCAGCCAGCUAAUAAAGACUCGUAAAGAGAGACAGCUGCCUCUGGACAGUCUCCUGGCACUGACAGUUCAUGUGUAUUCACUCACAGGCACCGAGGUGUCAUUCUCGAAGCAACACGAGGAUAGCCUGCAGGAGACGCUCAGUGUUGCCAUAUUCGAGGAGCACAAGAGCUUGUUCCCCGGCGAGGCCGGCUUCGCCUCCCCCGAGGAGUGCGACGACCUCGCCGGGAAACUCGUGGCGCGGCUGAAGGACGUGGCGCAGAUGAGGAGCAGCUUGAACAAGUACAGGUCGGUGCUGCAGCCGCGCGAGGGCGGCGGCAGCGGCUGCAGCGGCGUGGCGCAGCAGCUGCUGGAGGAUCUGCUGCACCACCAGCGUCCGCCCACCGACCUCCGCGCGCGUCCGCACUCACACCCUCUGCUGCGGACUGGCCUCAACUUGUUAACAAGUAAGAAACCUCGCAGCUCGAAGCACCCCUUUGACAACCCAACAGUCAUAAUGUUCGUGGUCGGCGGAAUCACAGCCGAAGAAUGCAAGCGAUUACAUCGCUCUGUGAUCACGAGCGGGGUGGACAAUACUGUGCUGAUAGCUAGCACGAAGUUUGUCACUCCAGUCGAAGCUAUGAGAGAUGUGCUGGCGUUAUAACGCCUUCCACAGCUUGGUUGUUGUAAGGGAAAGUGAAAUCGAAUUGUUAUGGGAUCUAUAACGGAAUGGACAAUAUUGUGAUGAUUGCUAGUGCAAAGUUCGUGUCGAAUAUAAUGGAAUAUGACUUUUGCGUCAAAUACUAUGUGUUUUAAUUUAUAAUUUUAUUGUAAAAAGUUAAGAAUAUUUUGUUCUAUUUUGUAAUUUAUUCAAAUAGAUGUAAUAAUCAGUUUUGAACUAAGUAAGGUCAUUUAGCUAAGUAGUCUUAUUAGCAUAUAAUGCAAUGCAAUUACAAUGCAAAAUGUAAUAAAUGUUAUUUAUUAAACGA